AUGGCAGGCUCCGUCGCCUGUACGGAAUGCCGCAGGUCGCAUUUGAAAUGCAAUCUUCAACGGCCAGUCUGUGCCCGAUGCGCCACCAAUCGGCUGUCGUGCACCUAUCUCCCUUCUAGACGUGGGGGCAGGCGAGUUCCGCGCCAGCAGGCCGUCUGCCCUCCUUCGGCCGAUCGCCCGCGCGCCGUGGCAACGCCGAUCCCGGCUUCGCCAGCCUGGCCCACGCCCGCCGCCGUCCGAUCUGAAGGACGCGAUGGUGGUGGUGGUGGUGGUGGUGGCGACGCAAACCACGGACGCUCCCCGGCGCCGAGUCUGAGCAAUCCCGGAAGCGGAAGCGGCAGCGGCAGCGGCAGCUACUCAUCCGGGAGCCUGGCAAGCCACAGACCGCCACCCAACGAGGGCUCGUCGGCGCAGCAGCAGCAGCAGCAGCAGCAGCAGCAGCAGCAGCCGUAUGUCCCCGAAGCUCGCCUCGUCCAUCUCUACUAUACCUUUUUCCACCAGGCGCAUCCCAUCCUCGUGCCUGCCGCCUCGUACAACCGUCAAGACCAGCCCGACUAUCUGCAUCAAGUUGUCCGGUUCAUCGGAAGCCACUACUCCAAAGUCCUUCGGGGGGACGAUUUCCUGGAGCAGACCGCUGUGCUGCUGAGCAGGGACGAGAGAUCGCCCGCCAUGGUGCAGGCGCUGCUGCUCUUUUCCAUCAUCAUGUCGGCGCGUAAUAGCAGACGCGAAGCCGUGUCGGCGCUGUCCCGCGCCGUGAGCCUCGCGCUGGACCUGGGCAUGAGCCGGGCCGACUUUGCCGUGCGCUACGCGGACGGCUCCGAUUUGCAGACGGAGAGUCUCCGAAGGACCUGGUGGGAGCUGUACAUUUGGGAGAUUUACCUGGCCCUCCCCGAUGGCAAAUUCACGCUUCGUUGCAGCGACGUGGACGGCGGAGCGUAUUUGCCCUGUGAAGAGGCUGCUUACGCACCGUCGUCGUCGGCUUCUCAGCGGGGGCCGCCGCCGCCGCCGAGGACAUUUUCUGCCUUUCGGGCGAGGCUAUUCAGCAACCCCGAAGGUGACUCUGACGACAACGGCAGCACGGAGCAGCAGCAGCCGCCGUCAUCAUCAUCAUCACAGCCGCCAUCCCACUUUUCAUCCUACAGCUACCGCAUCGAGGCGUUUCACAUACUGGCCAGAGUCAUGGUGCUCAACACGCUGCACGAGACGCACCCGGACCACCUGCAGAGCGUCGUCAACAUGAUUGUCAGCUGGGGCCACCUCCUCCCGCCCUGCAAGGUCGACGUCGUCGACAUGUACGGCAACAUUGACGAGAUGCUGUUCCAGGCGCAAUUCAUCAUCCACUACGCCGCGGCGCUCCUCCACGUGCCCCGGAGCAACCUGCGGCCCAAGUUUCCCGACUUGCCCAGCACGAUAUGCCCAGAGACGCCCGUCCGCCUCUCGCCCUCGCUCACCAGACACAUUCACGACGUCAAGGCCACCGAGGCCUCCAAGGAGCUGUCGAACCUGCUCUCUGUCCACUCCAGGCCCGAAGGGUACAGCCCGUCCAUGAUUCCCGGCGCGGUGCUGAGCGGCCUGGUGCAGCUGGCGGCGGCCGAGGCGCACGCCUCUGAGUGCUUUGAGCACCACCAAAACAGGGCGAUUCUCGUCCUGGCCACCCUCAGCAUCCUCAAGAUGCAGUGGGCGACGGCGAGGGAAGCGUACAGCCAUGUCAAAGCGGCGGCGGCGGCGCACAUGACCGUCGCGGCCGCAUGCGCUACCGCCAGCCAGCCAGUCGCGGCGGCGGCGGCGGCGGCGGCGGCGCAGCAGCAGCCAUCACAGGUUCAGCAGGCCUUUGGCGGUGCAGACACGCGCAUGUACGAUGAGUCGAAUACGAAUGCAGCGUAUAAUGCAAAUGUAAUGGACACAACCAUGAGCUCGAGCACCAUGGACCCCAUAGAUAGGAUAUUCAUGGCUGGACUACUGUCACCUCACAUUGACCCAACGUGUGGCGAGCCAUUGGCGCUGAACCAGUUUGCAAACUUUGAUUGA
Molecule: messenger RNA, 2028 nt
Organism: Beauveria bassiana ARSEF 2860
Lineage: Eukaryota; Fungi; Ascomycota; Sordariomycetes; Hypocreales; Cordycipitaceae
Product: C6 transcription factor
Exons: 1
Coding region: 1-2028 (675 amino acids)
Biological process (GO): DNA-templated transcription; regulation of DNA-templated transcription
Molecular function (GO): zinc ion binding; DNA binding; DNA-binding transcription factor activity, RNA polymerase II-specific
Source: RefSeq, a predicted model, not a curated record